AUGAAAUAUAAUUAUGAGUUAUGUCCAAAAAUGGGAAGUGGGUUUUGGAGGAGACUAGUGAAGUCAUGGCAGAAAGGAGAGAAGACGUUGAAUGAUGGGGUUUCAAAGAGCUUUGUUGGGAGGUACUUCAAGUUAGAGGCAAGAAAGAGCAGCUUCACAAAGGAGCUUAGGGCUGGUCUAGCCACUUUUCUCACCAUGGCUUACAUAAUCACCGUCAACGCCACGAUCCUCGCCGACUCCGGCGGGACAUGUUCCGUCGCUGAUUGUACUUUUCCGGCCAACCAAACGGCCACAAAUGAUGAUUGCAUGCUCAAGCCAAACGUUGGUUACCAAGCUUGCCUUGCAAGGACCAAGAGUGACCUCAUUGUGGCCACUAUUGUAUCAGCCAUGGUUGGGUCUAUUGUUAUGGGGGCCCUUGCAAACUUACCUUUGGGCCUGGCUCCUGCCAUGGGCCCAAAUGCCUACAUGGCCUAUAACAUGGUAGGCUUUCAUGGAACUGGGCCUAUGUCUUACCAAACUGCUCUAGCAGUGAUUUUGGUUGAGGCGUGCGUGUUCAUGGCCUUGUCUGCCCUGGGGAUCCGAGCUAAGCUGGCUAGAGUCUUUCCUCGUCAAGUUAGGCUUGCUUGUGCAGCGGGAAUUGGGCUUUUCAUUGCUUUUGUGGGCCUUCAGGCCCACCAGGGUAUGGGCCUUGUUGGGCCGGAUCCAUCAAAUUUGGUGACCGUCACUGCUUGCACUAGUAUAAACCCGGAAACAGGUGAGUGCCUUGGUGGGAAAAUGAGGAGCCCAAAAUUCUGGCUGGGGACAAUUGGAUUUCUAAUCACUAGCUUUGGCUUAAUGAAGGAUGUUAAAGGUAGCAUGAUUUAUGGUAUUCUGUUUGUUACAUUUAUAUCAUGGUUUAGAAACACACCUCUCACAUAUUUUCCUGGUAACCCACUUGGUGACACAAAUUUUAACUACUUCAAGAAAGUUGUGGAUUUUCAUGGAAUCCAAACAACAGCAGGGGUCAUUACCUUUGCACACUUCAAUAGAAGUGAGGUAUGGGUGGCUUUGGCAACCUUGUUAUAUGUAGAUGUUCUGGCCACAACAGGUACGUUGUACACAAUGGCCGAAAUUGGAGGGUUUGUCGACGAGCAUGGAAGCUUUGAAGGCGAAUACUUGGCCUACAUUGUUGAUGCAGGCUCAACGAUUGUGGGGGCCGCGCUUGGCGUCUCGACAACAGCAACCUACAUAGAAUCGAUGGCCGGGAUAAGAGAAGGCGGUCGGACAGGACUAACAGCUGUGGUUGUAGGCUUGUGUUUCUUCUUUUCAUUGUUUUUCACUCCUUUAUUAUCAAGUGUACCUCCCUGGGCAAUAGGGCCAUCACUAAUCAUGGUUGGGGUGAUGAUGAUGAAGGUGGUGAACGACAUAGAUUGGGGCAACAUGAAAGAGGCGGUUCCGGCUUUUGUGACCAUACUUCUCAUGCCGCUUACAUACUCCAUAUCCAAUGGAAUCAUUGCCGGGAUCGGGGUUUACAUUGCUCUUAGCCUCUAUGAUUGGAUUGUACGGCUGAUCGAGUGGUUGAUGAAGAUGAGAAGAAUGGUUGCCAAAGAGCAUAACCAGGUUUCUGCCUCAGCUGGUGCAGACCCAACAAUUGAAAUGAUAUGAAAGCUUUUAGGGUCAAUGUUAGUUUGGUGUUUUAAGCAAAAAUAGGACUUUUUAUGAGUAGCAGAUAAUCUAGGGAAACUCUUUUAGAUUUGUAGACAACAAUGUGUGAUCUAUUAGCAAUGGGUGCACAAGGUUUGACUUGAGAGCUCAAGAGCUCGUGUG
Morus notabilis is the source of this 1806-nucleotide messenger RNA. RefSeq names its product adenine/guanine permease AZG2. The transcript has 2 exons. The coding region runs from base 1 to 1644 and encodes 547 amino acids. Gene Ontology annotation, cellular component: plasma membrane. Gene Ontology annotation, biological process: transmembrane transport. The record is from RefSeq and is a predicted model, not a curated record. NCBI's taxonomy places the organism in Eukaryota, Viridiplantae, Streptophyta, Magnoliopsida, Rosales, Moraceae. Gene Ontology annotation, molecular function: purine nucleobase transmembrane transporter activity.